Molecule: messenger RNA, 2243 nt
Organism: Lampris incognitus (smalleye Pacific opah)
Lineage: Eukaryota; Metazoa; Chordata; Actinopteri; Lampriformes; Lampridae
Gene: apof
Product: apolipoprotein F
Exons: 2
Coding region: 406-1749 (447 amino acids)
Biological process (GO): cholesterol metabolic process
Source: RefSeq, a predicted model, not a curated record
GGGGGUGGAUAAGAGGAUGAGAGGACACCACGGCUAACAAACAAAAAGGCUUUAGAAAACAUGGACUUUACCCACGUGAAUCAAUAUUCUAGCCCUGAGCUUCCUGUUGAGCAAAGAGGCCAACUUAAAGAAGAAAAAGAAAAAGAGGGAGAGCGCUGAAAGACAGAGGAGGUGGAGGGAGGGCUGAUGGAUGUCAUCUGAAGGAAAAAGGUUCUCAUUGGAGGCAAAGAGAAAAAGAAUCUCUCCGCACGUUUAUAGUUUGGGACAAAAAACCAAAACCGCAACAAACCCAUCCAACAAGCUGCAGGAGUCUUAGUCCGGCCUUCCAGCUCGGUACCGAGGAUCAGGCUCUUACGACUCUGGUGUUGGGUGCAGUGGUGUUGGAUUAGAGCUCUUACAAGCAGAAUGAUGCACUCCAAGCUGAAGUGGCUGAUCCUUAUCCAGCUAUUGCUAAAUGAGCAGGCUCUGUGCCGAGCACCUCCUCCUUUGGCAAUGAAGAACACUCUACUUCCCAGCACCACGGCUCGGGAAGCAGGGGGAAUGGCCAAACAAGGCCAGCAGUCUCUACUGGGGUCCCAAACCCAGCUUGGUCUCCAAUCUGAAGAGAAGGGUAAUCCUAAAUACAUGGCUGCACAAAAAGACGACAGAGUCCAGUCAGCCAGUCUCAUGGUAUCCAAUCUCAGGGCAAAGCUUGUGGCCCAGAUGCAAGAUUACGUCCACAUUCAUGGGAAUGUUAACUGUGAGGACUUGAUGUCUGCUACCACCAUUGGUGAACCAUCCUCCAGCUUGUUCCCCAAGGGGCUUCUGGGCCUCUCUCUGGUGCCCGUGUUGGCAGUUGCAGGCUGCCAGAAUGAGGCGCAGACGCUGGUUCUCGAGCUAUAUGACCUGCUGGGAGUGAGUGAUGCACAGGAGCUUCUAAUGGAAGUGGAGGGUCUGAUAGAAAGAAGGAUAACCCAUCCUACAGCCACAGCAGCACCCAUCUCAAGAAUGUUGCCUGCGGAGAGGGUACAGACAGACCACCACUUGGAAGCUGUGAUAUUCAACAUCCAGCAGUUGGCCGCGGCUGGGGAGGACAAGAUGGGACAGGAAACAUCUGAAGAUGGGCUGCAGAUAGAGCUGUGUGACAGCUGGACUAGGCUGAAUGGAACUAUGCUGAUGGGAAAGGCUGUGGAGGGAGGUGACCUGGAUGAAGCAGUGCGGGCCUGCGAGAGUCUUGGAUACCGGUGUGCCGGUGUAGCCCAUGGUGGACUGGGCAAACCUGGCAGGUACAGGGUGGUGCUGAAGAAAGGCAGCCGCAUCAUGCCCUCAGAAACCUCUGAGUCCGAAUGUUGGAUUCUCCAGUGCAACAUGGAGGUCGAAGAGUCACCCCAUGCGGCGGCAGGCAGACGGGCAAAGCGAAACUCCCAUAGGAACUGCAUCAACAGAAGGGAGGAGCGUGUCUACAAUGUGGUUGAGUGGAUCCCUGCGGUCAGUACCCUCUACAAUCUGGGCACAGCUGUGUACUAUGCUUCAGUCAAUUGCUCUGAGACAGCCAAGGAGAGGGCCAUCCUGAGCGCUGUAGAUUUUGGCACCGAUGCCCUCAUGGCUGUGACGGGGGGUGCUGCCGGGGUAGCGGGCUAUGCUCUCGGUGCAGGGGUGAAGACCGGUGUGAAGGCGGGUAUAAAGUAUCUGCUCAGCUCUAUGAAGCAAGAAGAGGACCUGAUGGUGAACCAGUACAGCUGGGAGGAGGGGUACAUCACCAUAGAGUAGACUGAAUUCCUAUUAGACCAAGCUCAAUCUGACUUUCUUGUAGCUAGCUCCUGCUUGGAAACAUUUCUGAGGCCAUUUUUACAAAAUGAGGUCACAUGGUAAUUUGUUUGUUUUUUUGUUUUUUGUUUUUUGUUUGGUCAGCUGAUACAGUACAAUAAUUUGCUGGUUGUGGGAAAAUGGGUCACCUUUACAGAUUUUAUAUAAUCAAAAAAUUGAGAAAAAACAAUUGGAUUUAUGAUCACUAAUUCAUUGAUUAUUAAUUGAUUAUUCAGCAGUGUUUGAUAUGGAUUAAAGCUUUUUCUUUGUUUGCAUGACAGCAGACACAAACUUGAUUUUUAUACUGUUUGUAACAGUUAUAUGCAGUUGCAAAUAACAGAAAUGCUGUUCAAGUAUUCAGGUUCCAAACUACAUUGCCCGCUUUACGUCAUCCAUCCAUCCACCCAAUAUCCAAGCCGCUUAUCCUGCUCUUAGGGUCGCGGGGAUGCUGGAGCCUA